Messenger RNA from Mangifera indica (mango), 1597 nucleotides. RefSeq names its product serine carboxypeptidase-like 16. Gene Ontology annotation, molecular function: serine-type carboxypeptidase activity; acyltransferase activity, transferring groups other than amino-acyl groups. The transcript has 14 exons. Bases 29 to 1435 code for a protein of 468 amino acids. The record is from RefSeq and is a predicted model, not a curated record. Lineage: Eukaryota; Viridiplantae; Streptophyta; Magnoliopsida; Sapindales; Anacardiaceae. Gene Ontology annotation, biological process: proteolysis; secondary metabolic process.
GAUUUAAAAGUCCGUCAAGCAAGAUCAAAUGGCCGCGUGCAACAAAAUGUCAUCCUCUUCGUGUUUGCGUCUCUUUCUUCUCCUCAUGUUCUCUGCAACUGCUGUUUUCUCCGGCACCAUUGUCAAGACCCUUCCAGGUUUCGAUGGUGAACUGCCCUUCAAACUUGAAACUGGGUACGUGAGAGUGGGCACAUCGGAGGUGUUUUACUACUUCAUUGAAUCUGAAGGAAACCCUAAGCAAGAUCCUCUGCUGCUUUGGUAUAGUGGUGGCCCUGGCUGCUCUGCUCUCAAUGGUCUUGUUUACGAAAUCGGUCCAUUGGCUUUCAACAUAACAGACUAUGAAGGGGGCAUGCCAUCUUUGAUGUACUAUCCAUAUUCAUGGACAAAGACAGCCAGCAUUUUAUUUGUGGAUGCUCCUGUUGGUACUGGUUUUUCCUUUGCUUUAACUCCGGAUGGUUUUGCUACCUCGGAUACAUUAGCUGCCAGAGAAAUUUACCAGUUUCUCAGAAAGUGGUUGAUGGAGCAUCCACAAUAUCUCAAACUUCAACUAUUUGUUGGGGCUGAUUCUUAUUCAGGCAUAUCAGCCACAAUGGUCGUUCAACAUGUAUUAGAUGGUAAUCUUGAUAAAAACUUGACGCAAUUGAAUCUCAAGGGAUAUAUUCUUGGCUGCCCAGAAAUAGAUGGAAAAAUUACCACCAAUGAGAAGAUGGUUUUUACUCAUAGGAUUGGACUUAUAUCUGAUGAACUCUACAAUGCCACUAGAGAUACUUGUGGAGGAGACUACUAUGAUACAACCUCAGAGAAUCCAGCUUGCUAUGAGAAUCUUAAACUGAUCGACAAGUGCACUAAAGACAUAUACAAAAACAAUAUCCUGGAACCAAAGUGCACUUGGGCAUCCCCAGAGUCCAAUGAACCGGCUCGACAAUUAUUGGAAGAAAAUUCAGAAGGCUUCAUCCUUUCGCCUCCAAGAAUUCCUGAAUUCUGGUGUCGUAACUUCAAUUAUGCACUGUCUUAUAUCUGGGCAAAUGAUCAAAGUGUCAGAAAUGCUCUUAACAUCCGAGAGGGAACGGUUCCAGACUGGAAGAGAUGUAACAAGACCUUAAAUUACGAGAGGGAUGUCAGCAGUGUUCUUGAUUAUCAUCGGAAUUUCACCAACAAGGGCUUACAAGCUCUCGUAUACAAUGGUGACCAUGAUCUCAUAAUUCCAAACACUGCAACACAAGGGUGGAUAGGGAAGCUCAAUCUGACAAUAGUCAAUGACUGGCGGCCAUGGUUGGUUGAUGGUCAAGUUGCAGGAUACACAACUAAGUAUUCAGAAAAUGGGUAUCGCUUGACCUACGCUACUGUAAAGGGAGGUGGACACACACCGCAGGAGUCCAAGCGUAGGGAAUGCUAUGAAAUGUUUGAGAGGUUUAUACAUUACUAUCCUCUCUAGAGAAACCUUGCGCUAACUUCAAUAGGAACUUCUUUUUUUUUUUUUUUUUAAUUAGUGAAUUUUGGGAAUUGAUCUGUGUUCUAGCUGAUUAAAGGAUGUUGAACAAGUAAUGGAAUUAAUUCCUGCAAUGAAGUUAAUAUAUGAGAAAUAAAUUCAUAUGAA